Messenger RNA from Carya illinoinensis, 1521 nucleotides. RefSeq names its product protein rough sheath 2 homolog. The record is from RefSeq and is a predicted model, not a curated record. NCBI's taxonomy places the organism in Eukaryota, Viridiplantae, Streptophyta, Magnoliopsida, Fagales, Juglandaceae. The transcript has a single exon. Bases 268 to 1401 code for a protein of 377 amino acids.
CGGCUUCUUGUUCUGUAGCCUCAUCCUAGCGAUCCUUUUCAAACUCUUUAUACUUCAAACUUUUAAACCCUAUGAGUUCCCAAUUCCAUUUCCUAAAAUUCCAAUCUCUGUAUCUCUUACGGACUCUCUCUUACGGACAUGGAUAGAAAAGAUACACGCGUGCAUAAAUGCCAUUGCCAUUGAAAACUGGCUGCAGGGAUCGAGAGAGAUAGAAGGGGGGGGACCAGUAGUGAUCCCGGCCAUCUCAAAAGCAGAAAUGGUGUUGAAAUGAAGGAGCGUCAGCGGUGGCAGCCAGAGGAAGACGCACUCCUCAGAGCCUACGUUAAGCAAUAUGGCCCCAAAGAGUGGAAUCUCGUCUCCGUCCGCAUGGGGCAGCCCCUCCAUCGCGACCCCAAGUCCUGCCUCGAGCGCUGGAAGAACUACCUGAAGCCCGGCCUAAAAAAGGGCUCUCUCACCACGGAAGAACAGUCCCUCGUCGUAUCCCUCCAGGCCAAGUACGGCAACAAGUGGAAGAAGAUCGCCGCCGAGGUCCCUGGACGCACGCCAAAGCGCCUCGGCAAGUGGUGGGAGGUCUUCAAGGAAAAGCAGCUCAAACAACAGCAGCAGAACCAGAAGAAGAAGAACGGCAGUAACGCACCCGAAUAUGCCGACUGUACCGACGUGAAUAUUCCAGUUGUGGAAUCUCCGGAGAAGGCCGCCCAGGGCCCGUACGAUCACAUCUUGGAGACUUUUGCUGAGAAGUACGUGCUGCAGCCCAAGCUCUGCACGUUCCAGUCCCUGAAUGGCAGUAUGGCUCCGGCGCUCCCAUGUAUUUCGGUGCCCGAUACGGGUCCCAUUCUGUCUCUCGGGUCGACUACAUCUUCUUCGACGACGUCGACCAUGCUUCCCUCGUGGAUGAACAUGAUUCCUUCCGGUACGAUGUCUUCUUCUACCACCUCGUCGACGCCGUCUCCAUCGGUCCGUCUGUCCCUUUCUCCGACUAAACCACCUAUGGACCCGGAUUCAAAUCCAAUCCUCUUAUCUCCGGAUCGACAGAUGACUACGCUAAUCCAGUACUGCAAGGAGGUAGAGGAGGGGAGGCAGAGCUGGGUACAGCACAAGAAGGAGGCGAAAUGGAGGCUGAGCAGGGUGGAGCAGCAGCUGGAGUCGGAGAAAGCAAGAAAAAUGAGAGAAAAGAUGGAGGAGAUAGAGGCAAAGAUAAGAUCACUGAGAGAGGAAGAGAUGGCGUUUGUGGGUAGGAUUGAGAGGGAGUACAACGAAGAGGUGAGAGCAUUGCAGAGAGAUGCAGAAAGCAAGGAGGCAAAGUUGGUGGAGGCAUGGCGUAGCAAGCAUGUGAAGCUGACUAAGCUCGUGGAGCAGAUUGGAUUACUCAAUAACACUGCCCCAAAGGGCAAUCACUAAUUAUUCUUCCUUCCUGGCCCUUUGGACCACCAUGUUUGUCACUGAUUUUGCUUUAAACUUAGUAAUGUACAACUCCUUUUGCUUUAUAAAUUAUAAUGCAUGCUAAUUUCUUUCGUAUUA